Messenger RNA from Oryza brachyantha (malo sina), 710 nucleotides. RefSeq lists its product as uncharacterized. The transcript has 3 exons. The coding region runs from base 67 to 570 and encodes 167 amino acids. The record is from RefSeq and is a predicted model, not a curated record. Lineage: Eukaryota; Viridiplantae; Streptophyta; Magnoliopsida; Poales; Poaceae. Gene Ontology annotation, biological process: chloroplast organization; positive regulation of DNA-templated transcription.
GUUUCUACCCGUAACCCGUCAGGAGUCACCGCCUCACCGGUCGAUCGAUCUGCAGUAACUGCAGCCAUGGCCAUGAGGGCAAUCACACUGUCCCACUCUCAGAGCGCCUCGUUUGGGCACCACCAGAGCAGCCCAUCCUUCAGGCCAAGCACCGCCUCCCCUAGAUCAGUGAAGGUCCAUGCAAAGGCAGAUGAGGAGAAAGGCAGCAAGCAGUCCUUGUUCGGGAGCAUCACUGAGGCGCUGGACUUCUCGCAGGUCCGCUCAGAGAAGGAUGCAGAGCUUCUCUACGAAGCCAGAGAGGCCACCAAGGAUGGAGGAAGGAUGACAAAGGAGCAGUAUGGAGCACUUCGGAGGAAGAUUGGUGGCACCUACAAGGAUUUCUUCAAGUCAUAUGUUGAUGUUGAUGGGGAGUACGUAGAAGAAGGUUGGGUGGAUAAGACCUGCAAAGUUUGCAAGAAGGACACCAGAGGGGAACCCAGGCAGGUUGACAAGCUAGGAAGGUAUGCGCAUGUCGCAUGCCUGGAGAACCCAAAAUCGACCAACAUCUUUGCCAAAUUAUUCGCCAGAUGAGCUGUAUGAAGUACGAUCAAAGACAUCAUUCUUACUCAUGUCUAGAUGUGUAGAUGGUAUUGUAGCCUCAAGAAUUUGAACAAUAUCAUAUUAUCAUGCGUUCAAUUUUUCCAUAUAAAAUGGUAUGAAGGGAGAAGGUC